Fimicolochytrium jonesii is the source of this 964-nucleotide messenger RNA. RefSeq lists its product as uncharacterized. The coding region runs from base 113 to 772 and encodes 219 amino acids. NCBI's taxonomy places the organism in Eukaryota, Fungi, Chytridiomycota, Chytridiomycetes, Spizellomycetales, Powellomycetaceae. The record is from RefSeq and is a predicted model, not a curated record. The transcript is spliced from 2 exons.
ACGGCAUCACGGCGCAGAGAACAGAGGAACAACACAAAAGCCCAUCCCCCCCUCAUCUGCCACCCACACACCGCCCAUCAAGCCGCACGGUGGUGUCCAGACAUCAUAGCAAAUGCACGGCCGCCGGACGCCACUACACGAGCAUCAUUCUAAAGCCACGCCGUCGUGUUUCUGUAUAGCUACUAGGUCGAAGAAAGCCUGCACCCGCAGCGUGACGGCACGGAUUUGCGAUCAGCUGUCUAAUCGCCCUUGCCGUGACGAUGCCCUCUCGGAUUUGGCCGCACUUGCCAGUCUCCCCGCGCACGUAAGUCAUUGGCACCGUCGCUCAUAUAUACUACCCACUAUACACGCAACUCGCAACAGCAAGGACACGUUACAUCUCCUUUCUUCACCUUUACAGGAUCUUAGAACCGCGGAGACACACCUUGUGGAGCCGCCGACGAAAACGUCGGCCCAGUGCAGCUACAGGCCCUUCGGUUCGUCCGACGCCGCGUAUUUUGACUUGGGCCGAGUCUGUUUCGCUUGGCGCCCCCAGCAUAUGCACACAUCUGGUUCCGGGGCAGCGCAGCUAUUAGGGCCCUUCGGUUCGUCCGACGCCGCGUGGUUUGCCGCCCCGGGCAAGAUGUGUGCUUUGCGCUCCACUUGGUUUGCGUUUUACUUCUCCAACAAAAUCUGCCGAGUUGUUGGUCCACAAUCAUGUGGAGCCGCCAGCAAAAUGUCGGUUCAGGGCAGUUUCGAGGCCCUUCGGUUCGUCCGACGCCUCGGGGUUUGACAAGGGUUCGUCCCUCUCGCUCUGGGCCGAGUUUGUUUUGCUUGGCGCCUCCAGCAAAUGCACACAUCUGGUCCGGGGCAGCUACAAGGCCCUUCGGUUCGUCCGACGCCUCGUGGUUUGACAAGGGUUCGUCCCUCUCGCACCGGGUCAAAGAUGUGUGCUUUGCGCUCCACUUGGUUUUGAGCCUCCCCU